Effrenium voratum is the source of this 5985-nucleotide messenger RNA. The record is from the annotation of a GenBank genome assembly. NCBI's taxonomy places the organism in Eukaryota, Dinophyceae, Suessiales, Symbiodiniaceae.
AUGGCGUGCCGCAAGCUGUUCCUCUCGCCGAAGCUUUUCCUGGCGCGGAAGCCGGCGAUUCCAAUCCUCGCGGCCCGACGUGUAGGCGGCUCCUCCGAAGCAGCGCAUUCAGGGCACCGUGAAGGUCGUGUAGUUGUGGUGGGAGAUGUGCACGGCUGCGCCGCAGAGCUCUCCAGACUGCUGGAGGCGCUGGCGUUCUCGUCCAACGACCAGCUGAUCUUCGUGGGGGAUCUGAUUGGCAAAGGCCCGGCGCCCAGGGAGACCUUACGCAUCGCCCGCGCGCACGGCGCCAGAGCUGUGCAGGGCAACCACGAGUUCAACUUGCUCCGGUGGCGCAAGAGGGGCGCGCCUAUGCCCGACCCGGAGAAGAAGGUGUCCUCCAAGUAUUUGGCGACGGUUGCGGAGUUGCAGGACGAGGAUUGGCGGUGGCUGGACUCCCUACCGCUGACGCUGCAACUGGAGUUGCCGGUGCCAACGAUGGUGGUGCACGCAGGGCUGCUGCCAGGUGUGCCGCUGGAGCAGCAGAAGCACCAUGACCUGGUUCACCUGCGCAGCCUAGACUCACGAGGCCGCGGCUCUGAGAAGCUCGAGGGCGUGCCCUGGGCCAAGCGCUGGCGAGGCCCGCAGCAGGUGAUCUUCGGCCAUGAUGCGCGCCGGGGUUUGCAGCAAGAGGACUUCGCUGUGGGGCUAGACACAGGUUGCGUCUACGGGGGUCACCUCACUGCGCUGGCACUGCCCAAGACCUGGACGUCGCCUCUGCGACUGGCGCCCCAAGUCUCAGUGCCCGCCAUGGCCACGCGCCUCGAGCUGGAGACGGAUGCAGCUGCCGCCAAGGCCUUUCUGAAGGCUGGGCAAUUCAGCUUUUUGACGGAGGACACCACCAUGAAUGUCUUGCCGGCAGUGGGAGGGAAGCUGGUAACGGCCCUUGGUGAGGGAGGCUUCCAGUAUCUGCUGGCGGGUGCUCGCGCAAACGUGGGCAUCAAGGCGGGUCGGUACCUCUUUGAAGUGAUGAUGGUGGAGGCGCUGAACCCCUGGGAGCCUGCGGGGCGGAUGGCCGGCCCCAGGCCCAAGCAGCUGCUGCGCGUGGGUGUGGCCACCAGUGACUCGAACCUCUUCCUGGGCACGGAGGGCUCGGAGAGUGUGCGGGCGCUCGGAGAAGAGAUGGCCGUUUUUAAGGUCUGCUUCGACGCGGGGGGCUUCUGCUUGCAUGGCCGGAAGCGAGAGCCGGUGCCUUCCCGCGAAGCCUAUGCCGGCAAUGAGCCGCCGGAUGAUUGCAAGACGUGUGGAGAUGCUGCUUGCGGUGCGAAGGCUGUGCGAUGUCCGCAGUCGGAGCUAGAGGAUUUGCGGGUCAUGCUGCAGGCGAAGAACAGCAUCAUCCAAGAUCUCGGGCGCAGAUUGCAGGAUGCCGAUGCGGAAAUCGAGUCUUUGCAGGCACAAUGCCUAGAGCUCCGCGGUCAUGCCCCGCCACCGCUGCAGCUGAUGCAGCUGCUCCGCAAUGCUGCAGACGGAGGGGCCCAGCUCCAACGGUGCCUGCAAAGGGAGAAUCAGUUGCGCCAGGAAUGGUCCUUGGCAGAGCGGGCGCAGAGGGAGCGGGAGGAUGCGGAGAAGAGCACCACCGCCUGCGAAGAGCAGGAGGCUUUGCUGCAGUUCGAGUGCCUCGCAGCCCAGCGAUCGGCGGAGCUGGCCGAGGCGCAGCUCCGGGAAGAGUGCGCCCAGCUGCGGGCGGAGAUCUCCGCGGGCCAAGGCUCCGAGCUGGCGGCCAGCGAGGAGCUUUCGGAGGCGCAGCACGAGACCCACCGCCUGCGGCGGCGCUUGGAGGCCAUGGCCAUGGCCAAGCGCACGCUGAAGCGCCGAGUGCAGGCGCUGUGCCAGUGCGACAGCCCGCGGGCGAAGGACGUGGAGCAGGAGCAUCAGAGGUGCCGCCAGCUUUGCGAGGAGGCGGCCGUUGCCAUAAACAUCAACUCAGAGCUCGAGGCACAGAGGGCGGAGCUGCAGAGCGCCAGUGUAGAAGGAGAGCUCUCGCUGGAGAACCGAGAGCUGCGGGAAAAGACGGCAGCCCUCGAAGAGAAGCUGGAAUUUGCCCUCGGCCAAUCUGCCAGCUUCCAGCGCCGGAUAGCAGAAUUGGAGUCUGAUUUGGCAGAGACUGUGUUGCAGAUGCCGCAGGCCGAGGAGUGCGAGCUCCUGCGGCAGCAGGUGGCAGAGGCGGCCGCCACAACUCCGGAGAGCACUAUGCGCCAGAUGGAGGUGAUGGAGGCUGAGGCGCGGAUCUGGCGAGAGGAAUGUGAGGAGCUCCGGUGCCAGGUGCGGGAGGCGGCAGCGACCACCCCGGAGAGCUCGCUCCGACGGAUUGAGGAGCUCGAGGCCUCCUUGGCCCAGUCGGUGUUGGCGAUGGGCCGCGAAGAGCAGGUGGAAAGACUGAAAGGUGACGCACAAGCGCAACAAAUGCGAUAUGAGGAGGAGAUUGCGGUGUUGAAGAGCAGCACAGAGGCGCAAAGGACAAGGCUCGAAGAGGAGAUUGCAGUCUUGAAGGAUAGCGCAGACGCACAAAAAGCAAGACUGCAGGAGGAGGUGGCAGCUUUGAAGGGCAGUGCUGAGGCGCAAAAAGCAACACUGGAGGAGGAGGUGGCAAGAUUGAGCGGCGCAGACGCGCGACAUGCACGAUGUGAGGAGGAGAUUGCAAGAUUGAAAAGAUGUGUGGAGGCGCAGAAAGAGCGAUACGAGGAGGAGCAAAAAGCGGACUUCCAACAGUUGCAGGAGCAGGUGCAAGAAGCACAUCAGGAGGUGCAGCGCCUGCAACAGGAGCGGCAGGAGCAAAGGCUCUGCCUCAUGCGACAAGAGGAGGCCGUACGUGCCAGAGAAUCUGUGGCUGAGGAGCUGCGCGGGGACUUGCAGCUGAAAGAGGAGGAGUUGCGGCUGUGCCAGGAGGCUGUGGACCAGCUGAAGGCGCACAGCGCCCACCGGGCCAACUUGUUGUCGGACCAGGCGGAGGAGAACCGGCACCUGAAGGAGGAGCGAGAAGCCUUGCUGGCCCAAAGCGAGGCGCUGCGCUCAGAGGUGGACACGCUGCGGGCGGUGCAGACUUUCUCCGCCGGUGAGGUGGCAGAGCUGUCUGCGGAGGCCGAGCGGCUGAAAGCUGCGGAUGCCGCGGGCCUCCUUUUGAUCUCAGAGAAAGAGGAGGAUCUGCAGAGCUUGACGGAGGAGCUGCGGAGAGUCCAGAAGGAGUCCGAGCAGAAGAGAGCUGCAAUGGCGGAGGAGCUGGAGUGGGCGAUGGCGGAGCUCAGCCGACUGCACGGGGAGUACACGGAGAUGGCUGCCUUGGCGGCUGAGAGGACGCAGGACUGCGACCAGUAUCGCCUGGAAGCCGACCAGCUGCGAGUUGCGGGCGCCCUGGACCGUGCCAAUGAAACCCAGGAGCUGCAAGAGUUGAAGGAUGAGCUGGCGCAAGUGGGUGCCCUGGCCGCGCAGAAGUCGCAGGAGUGUGACGAACAACACGCGGAGCUGGAGCGUUUGCGCAUGCAGGCCAGCCAUGCAAGUGCAAAGAUCACGGAGGAGCUGGAGCAGUGCCGGCAAGAGGUGCAAAGAUGGAAGUCGGAAGUGGAGAAGAAGGCUCAGAUCAUUUCCCAGCAGGUGGAGGAGCUGCUGCUUUGCCAGGAGGAGCUAGACAAAUGGAAGCUGCAGGCACAAAGCAUGGCGAAGGACAUCGCUUCCCGUUCCAAGGAGCUGGAUGCCUGGCAAGCCGAGGUGCAGAGGUCUGCGGAGGCGUUGGCCCAGCAGAGCCAGGACCUCGAUCGGUGCCGCGAAGAAUUGGACAAGUGCCAGCAACGCAAAGAUCCGGCAUCUGCUAUCUCAAGACAACUGGAGGCAGAGGAAGAGCUCGAAUCCCUGCGGCGUAAGCACAAGAAGAACCUCACGGCCAUGUCCCAGCAGAGCCAGGAGUUGGAGCAGUGCCAAGAGGAGGCGGCCAAAUGGAAGCAGGAGGCCCAGCACAAAGCCCAAGACCUCGCUCGGCAAGUUGAGGAGCUCGGGCUGUGCCAAGAGGAGCUAACAAAGUGCCGCACGCAGAAGCAGGAGGAGGCAGCCAAGGUGAAGAGGCACUUGGAGGAGCUUGAAAGGCUGCAUGCGCAGCUUUCUGUCAGUGCGCAUACGAUAGAGCACAUGACGCAGGAGGCUGCACGCCACGCGGAGAGCGAGGCAGCAGCGGCCCAGGCAGCAGAGGCCCAACGUCUCGAGCUGCGGGCGGAGGCGGAUGCGAAGGCGGAACAGGCGCAGGAAGAGCUCGAAGCCUUGCGGCGAAAGCACAAGAAGAACCUCACGGCCAUGUCCCAGCAGAGCCAGGAGGCGGCCAAAUGGAAGCAGGAGGCCCAGCACAAAGCCCAAGACCUCGCACGGCAAGUUGAGGAGCUCGGGCUGUGCCAAGAGGAGCUAACAAAGUGCCGCACGCAGAAGCAGGAGGAGGCAGCCAAGGUGAAGAGGCACUUGGAGGAGCUUGAAAGGCUGCAUGCGGAGCUUUCUGUCAGUGCGCAGACGAUAGAGCACAUGGCGCAGGAGGCUGCACGCCACGCGGAGAGCGAGGCAGCAGCGGCCCAGGCAGCAGAGGCCCAACGUUUCGAGCUGCGAGCGGAGGCGGAUGCGCAGGCGGAACAGGCGCAGGCAGCAGCCCGCAAGGAGCUGGAUGCCUACCGCGCGGAGGCAGACCAGCUGCGGGCAGAGGCGGCCAUGGCGGCUGUGGCGCCGGAGGACGCAGAUGGUGAAGUGGAGGCCUUGCGAGCCGAAGUGGCAGCGCUGAAGGCACAGGCUUCCCGCGCCAAAGAUGAGGUCAAGUGCGCAGAGUUGGACAUCACCCUGAAGCCGCAGGACGCGGACUUCGAGGAGCCGCCGGUUCUGGCGGAGAGGAUUACCGUUACCCAGGAGCAAGCUGAUGUUCGGACGGAGCUGCAGGUCUUACGGGCAGAGGCCGCUAGGAAGGAGUCCUUGUUGAUGCGCCUCACGCAGGAGUGUCAUUGGUACCAAGCGGAGUUGGACCAGCUUCGGGCUUCCCAAGCUUUGGAUCAGGGCAAUGAGUUGCAGCUGAAGGAGCUGGACGUUUUGCGCGCAGACGUUGCGGAGAAAGAUGCCUUGGUCGUCAGUUUGACGCAGGGCAAGGAGUUGCAGCUGAAGGAGCUGGACGUUCUGCGCGCAGACGCUGCGAAGAAGGAUGCCUUGGUCGUCAGCUUGACGCAGGGCAAUGAGUUGCAUCUGAAGGAGCUGGACGUUUUGCGUGCAGACGUUGCGGAGAAGGAUGCCUUGGUCCUGAAGGAGCUGGACGUUUUGCGCGCAGACGUUGCGGAGAAGGAUGCCUUGGUCGUCAGCUUGACGCAGGGCAAUGAGUUGCAGCUGAAGGAGCUGGACGUUUUGCGUGCAGACGUUGCGGAGAAGGAUGCCUUGGUCGUUGGCUUCACGCAGGGCAAAGAGUUGCAGCUGAAGGAGCUGGACGUUUUGCGCGCAGACGUUGCGGAGAAGGAUGCCUUGGUCGCCAGUUUGACGCAGGGCAAUGAGUUGCAGUUGAAGGAGCUGGACGUUUUGCGCGCAAACGUUGGGGAGAGAGAUGCUGUGGUGCUUCGCCUGACGCAGGAGCGUGACUCCGUCCAGGUGGGGGCGAACCAGCUGCGCGCACGGCAAGCUUCGCUGCUUAAGGCGAGGGCCGCAGGAUUGGAAGAGCUGGGCAGUUUGCGCGCAGAGGUCGCGGAGAAGGAUGCCGUGAUGCUUCGCCUGACGCAGGAGCGUGAGGACUUCCAGGCAGAAGCAAGCCAGCUGCGCGCACGGGAAGCUUCGCUGUUCGAGGGGAAAGCCGCGGAAUUGGAAGAGCUGGAGGCUUUACGCGCAGAUGCUGCUCAGAAGGAAGCCUUGGUGGAUCGCCUGAAGAAGGAGCGUGAGGACUUCCAGGCAGAAGCAAGCCAGCUGCGCGCACGGGAAGCUUCGCUGUUCGAGGGGAAAGCCGCGGAAUUG